This is a messenger RNA of Coregonus sp. 'balchen', 1768 nucleotides long. NCBI's taxonomy places the organism in Eukaryota, Metazoa, Chordata, Actinopteri, Salmoniformes, Salmonidae. The record is from the annotation of a GenBank genome assembly.
AUGGAUGCUGCCGCUCCCCCGGUUGUCCUUGAACAGUCGGCGACAACGACCCAGCAACCAAUGUUCGACAUAUCCAAGCCCCCCGUUAUAGAAGGAUUUACGCCGCUAUCGCGACCCAGAGAAGAGACGUUCCAGGAGAAGUUUAUGAGGAAGUCGAAGGAGAACCCCUUCGUCCCUAUAGGUGAGUUGCGUAAUGAGUAACUCUAGUGAAAAUCGUCCACAGCUGUACCUAGUCGGCUUCGAUGCAUACUAGGACUAAGUUAGAUGAUUCAUGCGUUGAAUAGACAGUCAUUUAGUCAUUUAAUGUGCGUCUUACGACCAAGAGACAACCGUUUUGUAGCUAGUUAGCUAACUAUGCGAACUAAUUUGCUAGCUAGCUACAGUAGGGAAAAGCAUGCAAUCAACUUAAUUUGGUAUGGCCAGCUACAGUUUUUAUAAGAUGUCAUGCACAGUGUCAUACACUAAAAGGCCUCAGCGUUGAUUAUUUGAUUGGAACAUAGCCUAGUGUGCCAAGACCCAUUAUGAAACGUUACAGGGGCCAUAAUGCCCUUGUCAAGGAGUUUCAUAAUAAACAUGUAUUAUAAUGGUGCAAUCAAUGGGUCAUACCCUGGGUGCUAGGCUACACUGGUCUAUAACCUAGUUAGGUAUUGAACAUUUAUGUGAAUAUGAAAUAGGGCACUACUUAAUGUGGUCCUCUGUAGCUCAAUUGGUAGAGCAUGGCGCUUGUAACGCCAGGGUAGUGGGUUCGAUCCCUGGGACCACCCAUACGCCAUAGGGCGGCAGGUAGAUUUGUGGUUAAGACCGUUGUGCCAGUAACCGAAAGGUUGCUGGUUCUAAUCCCCGAGGCGACUAGGUGAAAAAUCUGUCGAUGUGCCCUUGAGCAAGGCACUUAACCUUAAUUGCUCCUGUACGUUGCUCUGGAUAAGAGCGUCUGCUAAAUGACUAAAAAUUAAAAUUAAAAAAUUAAAUUAAAAUUAAAUUAUACGUAAAAAUGUAUGCACACAUGACUAAGUCGCUUUGGAUAAAAGCAUCUGCUAAAUGGCAUAUUAUUAUUAUUCACAUUGGGCAUGCUCUCUCUCUCUGUAGCUAUUCUUCCCCCUGUGGUUACAGGAUGAAUUGCAUCUGAAUGAAAACAAAUGCGCACACUUAUGCCUAAAAUGUCUUUAAGAUUUACAGUGGUCAGGGUGCCUGUUCUUUCACAGUACUGUGAUUGGACACCUUCAUAGGUCCUCCGUCCUCCAAAACAGAACAGAGAAGCAUUGGGCCCCACUGUGAAACCAAAUGGAAGCUGUUGAAUGCUCCUCCUUUCACACCUAUUCUUUUCAGACUGGUUACGGAAAACUUAAUUGUUUUGGGUUUUAAUAAAAUCUAUAUUCUGCGUCUCUCCCCAGGUUGUCUCGGUACAGCUGGAGCGUUGAUGUACGGUCUCCGAGCCUUCAAACAAGGCAAGACCCGGCAGUCCCAGCUCCUGAUGAGGGGGCGUAUCUUCGCACAAGGCUUCACCGUAGUCGCCAUCAUCUUCGGCGUGUUCGCCACGGCUCUGAAGAAAGACUGAGCAGCGUCGGGGUUGUAUUAAUCAUUACUGCAAAAAACUUUUUGCAACGGGGGAAAAAAACGAAAACAAGGGGUUUCUUAUCAGACAAGUUCUGGGAGUCCCUCCUUGUUCCAGACCUUUUUCUAGCGUUAGGUGGCUAGUGAAUACGACCCAGGCCUUUUUAUUUUUUUGGAAACACCCAUAAAACUCCUGGCAGUUUAUCCCAUCAUUUGA